ACAAUUGACAACCCUUUCAGCUUCAGCGGUCAGCGGUUUCGCGUUUCGUUUUGUGAUUGACAUUUGUUGUGUAAAAUAAAUGUGAAUUGGAAAAUUGAAAAUGUCGCUCCGAAAAGUACUUUUCCUAACAAAAGCAGUAUGCUGUAAUACAGUGAAGUUGCAAAAGUCUAGUUUCCCUCGACAUAAAAUGUGUUUCCUCAGCGCCAACUCCCUCAGAUUCUACGGCACCGAAAAUAUAGGUGACAAAAAUAAAGCAGGAACACCUGAGAAGGUGGACAUUCUUGGAAGGUUCUUUCCCCAGAAUCCAGUGGCGGAUGAGGCACAGAAAAUAAAAAGUGAACAAGAAAACUUUGAAAAAGAAAAUAAAGAAAAAACUGAAGAAAAUGAGAAGAGCUGGCGCAGGAUGAAAAUUGGCUUUGCAGUAUUCGGUGGUGCUCUAACCGUGAUGGGUGGCUGCAUGGUUGUGGAGAUGGGAGCUCCCAGGCGGGCUGACGACGGCACCCUGCUGGAGGACGAGUUCUCGCAUUUACCUGUUCCGCUGCAGUACUUGAAGAGGACCUGGAAGGAACUUACUUUCUAUGAAAAGAUGAUCAAAGAGCCUUCCCGAGAGAAACUCCUGCCUGAUCCAUUGCCACCGCAGUACCAGCCCACCUACACACUUGUGCUAGAGUUUACAGAUGUACUGGUUCAUCCUGAUUGGUCCUAUCAAACUGGCUGGAGAUUUAAAAAGCGUCCGGGCGUCGACCAGUUCCUUCAAACUGUAGCGUCAUCUGACUUCGAAGUGAUUAUUUUUACAUCUGAGAACGCCUUCAUGAUCUGGCCGGUUAUCGACAAACUAGACCCGGAGAACAAGAUGAUCGCAUAUAGGCUGUUUAGGGAUUCCACGCACUUCAUAGAUGGAGUUCACGUUAAAAACUUGGAGGGACUUAAUCGGGAUUUAUCAAAGGUGAUUGUGGUAGACUGGAACAAACAAGCAACCAAGUUCCACCCGGAGAACGCACUAAUCUUGCAAAAGUGGAAAGGCGCAGACGACGACACUGCCUUACUCGACCUAGCCAACUUUCUACAAACCAUCGCGAUGUCCUCAAUAUCCGAUGUGCGAGACGUGCUGCGCUACUACAGCCAGUUCGAUGACCCCAUCGCCGCCUUCCGCGACAACCAGCGCAAACUCAUGGAGCAGAUGGAGGAACGAGACAAACAACCACAAGAGCCUACGCUUACUAAAAACUGGCUGAGGUCGUUCACGCGUCGCUAAUGUAAGAUCCCUUAUCCUUGACAGUGUUUAAUUCUUUCAUUGCGAUGACAGUAUAGGACGGCGCAAUAUAAUAGUUACACAUAGCCACUUCGAUGACCCUAUGGCUGCUUUUCGUGACAACCAGCGCAAGCUCAUGGAUCAGAUGGAACGAGACAAACAGCCACAAGAACCCACGCUUACUAAAAUCUGGCUGAGAUCGUUCACGCGUCGCUAAUGUAAGGGUUUUUAACUUUUUAGUUCGUCGACAGUGUUUAAUUCUCCCCUCGCGAUGUCAGUUUAGGACGGCGCGACCUAGCCAGUUCGCUGAACCUAUGGCUUUUAUUCCAACGAAAUACGGUCGACCAUUGGCUUAAUGAGAUACACUAGUGUAAGCAAGUGGAAAGGUGGCUCUUGUUAGAAAAAUAAUAAAGACUCAUGUAUUGUAUUCGAUUAAACACAUUCUUUAGAAACAAAUUGUCGCGAUAAGUAUGUCGCAAGUUCAUGAGUUGGGAAAACUAAAAUAUGAAACAGAGUUGAUUGUUAAAUCUUGUUGAUCGUGACAUUAGUCCACAUAAAUCGAACGCGCAAAACGUCAAAAUGACUCGUGCACGCACGUUUCCCUUGCCCAAGCCAAUUUGCUCGGCAAGAUGGCGGCCCUAGACAACUAUUCAAAAUAGUUCUACACAUGAAAUCAGUUUGUUAACAAACUUAAUUAUUGCAUAUGGCAUUUAUAAUUCGCAUUUUAAAAUUUUCUCAAAGCUUACCUAAAUCUGAUGUAUUUACUUGUAUUUGUAUAAUUAAAAAUGUAUUUUCUUGAUAUAAGUUACACAAGGUGGUGACUGAAACCAAGUGACCUACUAUAUUUCUUUAUGUGUUCACUAUGUUAUUUUUCCUUCUAUUUAACCCUUCAUGUAUUGCAACGUAACAAUAAUUUUACGACGUAUCAAAAUCAAAAAAAUAAAUAACUAUAUCUUCUUUUACAACAGUGAAACCUUUAUAAAAAUGAUGAAAUUGAUGAAUUAAUGUUAAAAAUUGUCCCUGAUGCAAAAAAACGAUUAAUUGUUGCUGCCCUUUAGCAACAAUUAAUCGUUUUUUUGCAUAUUAUAUAUUUGCAGUAACUGUUAGGCAUUGUCGACUUGAAUAUAAAUUAUACAGAGUGGCCCAAAAGGCUUCACAAGUUUCACAACACCCUUAGAAUUACUAGUUAUAAAAAAUUAAAUUGUAAUAUCAGAGAAACUUAAUCAUGUAUUAUCUUUUGGACCAUUCUGUAUAAUUACCCAAAUUUAUUUUAAGUUUGCCCGGCGCCAUUCUAAACUUUACUUUUUUAACCACAAAUUAAACUUAACUACUAUUACUACUAACCCGAAGUAAAGUUUAGCAUGGCAUCAUAGGAGCACUUGUUAUGUUAAUUGUUAUUUGUAUGUAUGAGCAUUGUAAUGGAUGAGCAGAGUGUAUGUAAUACAAGUCAUUUAUUUAGAUAGGAAAUAUAGAUGUUUAUUAAUAAA
Leguminivora glycinivorella is the source of this 2739-nucleotide messenger RNA. RefSeq names its product mitochondrial import inner membrane translocase subunit TIM50-C-like. Gene Ontology annotation, molecular function: phosphoprotein phosphatase activity. Lineage: Eukaryota; Metazoa; Arthropoda; Insecta; Lepidoptera; Tortricidae. The record is from RefSeq and is a predicted model, not a curated record. The transcript has 7 exons. The coding region runs from base 101 to 1255 and encodes 384 amino acids.